This is a messenger RNA of Exophiala spinifera, 1656 nucleotides long. RefSeq lists its product as uncharacterized. Bases 1 to 1656 code for a protein of 551 amino acids. The transcript is spliced from 5 exons. Gene Ontology annotation, cellular component: membrane. Gene Ontology annotation, biological process: transmembrane transport; carbohydrate transport. Lineage: Eukaryota; Fungi; Ascomycota; Eurotiomycetes; Chaetothyriales; Herpotrichiellaceae. Gene Ontology annotation, molecular function: carbohydrate:proton symporter activity. The record is from RefSeq and is a predicted model, not a curated record.
AUGGCAGCCGUCAAGGACGGUAGUGGCGGAGUGCACAUCGAGGCAUCAGACACCGGGCUCGAACACCUCAAGGAUGUCGGCCUGCGUGAUGCCACACUCGCCAGUGGCGCUCUCGAAGGUACAGCUCAGGAACACAGCAUGGGGGUCUUUCAAGCUCUGAAAACAUACAAGCGCGCGGCGUUCUGGUCGAUCCUCAUCUCUACGACCGUCGUCAUGGAAGGUUACGACGUGACGUUGAUAGGUUCGUUCUUCGGGUAUCCAACCUUCCGCCGAAAGUACGGGGCGUACCUCAACGAAGAAAGCGGUUACCAGAUCUCGGCGACGUGGCAGCAGCGCUUCAACUGUCUCGGGGCACUGGCCAACAUCAUCGGGGCUUUGUUCAACGGAUGGGCCACGGCCCGAUGGGGACACCGUAGGGUGCUGAUGUUCAGCCUCUUCUGGCUGACCGGGUUCAUCUUCAUUGUCUUCUUCGCGCCCACGAUCGAAGUCAUGCUUUUGGGUUCUUUCUUCUGCGGCAUACCUUGGGGGGUGUUCGCGACAACGGGACCCUCGUACGCGGCCGAGGUCACACCGCUGGCCAUUCGAGGCUAUUUGACUGCCUACGUCAACCUUUGUUGGUGUAUAGGGCAGUUCAUCUCCGCAGGGGUGCUCAAAGGUCUCGUGAACAACGACACACCGUGGAGUUAUCGCGUUCCUUUUGCUGUACAAUGGAUCUGGCCCGUCCCCCUCUUCAUCGCAGCGUACCUCGCGCCGGAAUCUCCCUGGUACUUUGUACGAACGGACCGGAUCGAGGCCGCGCGCAAAUCUCUCGAGAGACUCACGGAACCCGAACACCACGGCGACAUCGACCCGACCCUCGCCAUGAUGGUGCACACGAACAAACUCGAGAUGCAAGAGCGGGCGGGCGUGACGCUCUGGGACGCGUUCCGGGGCACGAACCGCCGCCGCACCGAGAUAGCGUGCAUGGGCUUCCUCUCGCAGAUCACGAACGGCGGAGCGCUGUGCUACUCCGGGUCCUUCUUCUUCCAGCAGACCGGCAUCAGCGCGAGCGCCGCCUACGCCAUCUCCCUGGGCGGCACCGGCAUCGCCUUCGUCGGCACCGUCAUCUCGUGGCUGUACAUCUACCGCUGGGGCCGCCGGACCAUCUGGCUGGUCGGCUUCAGCUUCCUCGUCGUCAUCCUGUGGACCAUCGGCUUCCUCGCCCUGCCGCACCACCAGACGAAGUCCCUGGCCUGGGCACAGUCGCUCCUGUGCAUCGUCUGGCUGGGCGCCUACUCCAUGAGCGUCGGCCCCAUCAUCUACACGCUCGUGUCCGAGAUCGGGUCGACCCGCCUCCGCACCCAGACCGUAGUGCUGGCCCGGAGCACCUACUACGUCGGCAACAUCAUAUGCGGAGGUCUUCUCCAGCCCAAGUUGAUUUCUCCCGGUGCGUGGAACGCAAAGGGAAAGACCGCUUUCUUCUGGGCAGGCCUCGCGACCUUGACUUUGGUCUGGGGUUAUUUCCGCCUGUUCGAAACAAAGGACAGAACAUUUGGCGAACUGGAUUUCAUGUUUCAAAAUGACGUCCCGGCUCGCAAAUCGGCCAAGUAUCAGAUUCGGGAAGAGGAACUGUACACCGCAGAUGGCGAUGGAGAUGUGCAGAAGAAGCCCUCCUGA